Molecule: messenger RNA, 1946 nt
Organism: Musca vetustissima
Lineage: Eukaryota; Metazoa; Arthropoda; Insecta; Diptera; Muscidae
Gene: vimar
Product: GTPase-GDP dissociation stimulator vimar
Exons: 3
Coding region: 320-1924 (534 amino acids)
Biological process (GO): positive regulation of GTPase activity
Cellular component (GO): cytosol
Molecular function (GO): protein binding; guanyl-nucleotide exchange factor activity
Source: RefSeq, a predicted model, not a curated record
CUCUCCCACAGGUGAAAUUGAUGAUCUUGUUGAAAAAUUUAGAGCUACCACCGUGAAUCCCACCAAUAUUCCAGACAACACCACAACGAUUUUGAGUGAGAUUGUCGCCACAAAAGAUCCAAAACUUUUCGACAAAUAUGAACUAUCCGAAGAGUUUUUAACCUUAAUUCAAUGUGAUAAUAUCACUGUGUGCAAAGAGGCAUGCAAAUGCAUAGCCGAGCUAACCAAAUCCGAGGAACAACGUAAAAAGUUUACCAAACCGGAAGUGAUAAAAGCGUUUAUUGACUAUCUGCGGAACAUUAACAACGAUUCUGACAAUAUGGAGCUGACCAUACAGAACUGCAGAGCCUUAGGUAACAUUUGCUAUUUGAACGAUGAUGCUCGAGAAAUUAUAUUGGAUCUUAAAGGCGAUAUGGUAUUGAUCAAACUGUUGGACAUUACACAUCUAAAAGAUAAAACGAAUGCUCUGCAAUUUAUAAAAGUAAGAGGGGGCCUGUUAUCCAAUUACUUGCUCGGUGGUGAGACAUUGGCAAAGCGAGCAAUGGAUUUAGAUAUCAUGGCAAAAAUAUCCAAAAUAAUUGCCAUCGGAGUAGAAAAUGUCGAGGAAAAUGAAGAUCUUCUAUUGAAUACCCUACCGCUGAUGAGCAUACUGACGGAAAAUGUGGCUGACUUGAAUUUCGAGCCAAAUGUCAAUCUACAACUUGCUCGCGUACUGGCUGCCUCAACAAAUCCUGAUUUAGCAGAAAUGUGCCUUGAACUUUUACAUUACCAGGCCGAAAAUGAUGACGUGAAAGUGUUGCUAGCCAAAGAUGGACUGUGUGAAACCAUUUAUCAGCUUUUAGAGAAAUACAAAACUCUGGCACGCACCAGUGAGGCACGAGCUCUAAUGAAGCUUGCUUGUGAAUUAAUAGUUCUGGUCUUGACGGGCGACGAAUCCAUGAAUUAUUUGUAUACAACGUCAUUACUGAAAAAUAUGGAAGAUUGGUUGGAUUCGGAUGAUGUGGAUCUAUUAACCACGGGCGUAUUAGCAUUAGGAAACUUUGCCAGAACCGACAGUCAUUGCAUUCAUAUGGUAGAGAAUAAAACGAUGAACAAACUGUUGGAAGUGCUUGCCAAAAAUAAUGGCGUUCGCGAUGACGUACGACUCCAGCAUGCCUUACUGAGUACAUUGCGAAACUUGGUAAUUCCGAAAGCAAAUAAAAGUGCCGUCAUACAAGCUGGACUUGUAGAGACCAUUUUGCCAAUGCUGGAAAUACACCAACCACCGGUCGUUUUUAAGCUGCUCGGUACGCUACGAAUGACAGUCGAUGGCCAAGAAAAAUUGGCGUUGGAACUUUUAAAAAAUUCUACUCUAAUUGAUCAACUGGUACAUUGGAGUAAGAGCUCAGACUAUGCGGGAGUAACAGGCGAAUCAUAUCGCCUUAUGGCCUGGCUCAUAAAGCAUGCCUAUCUUAGUAAAAUUGCCUAUGCUUUGCCACGUAAGGGUGAUGCACCAGCCGAGCAAUUGGCCGAUAAAAUACCCAGCAUGGAUUACGAUCGCAGCAGCUUAGACAAAUUCAUUAGUCACGAGGGAGCCGUUGAGGCGAUGAUAAACAUGCUAACGUCUCAACAUCUGGUUAUGCAAAAUGAAGCCCUGAUUGCCUUGUGUAUACUUUGUGUUGUGUAUUUGAGUUCAUCGUCCUCUAAGCCGGAAGAAUCGGCAACUCAGCUGCAGGAGGCCUUUAUUAAAUAUGACGUUGGUAAAAAACUAGCAGAGCUGAUCAACAAAUCCUCCGAUACAAUGACAAAAGAGAUUGUGGAAAAUUUACAAAACUUUAUAAACCUCUUACGUACCUCCGAAAAGUUAGUGAGUCAUUUAGAAGCGCACAAUAUAAAUGAGCUAUUGAAAACGAUACCGAUUUUAACGGAAUAUUGCACAAUAUAAACGGGUUUAUACUUGAGUGAGA